AUGCCCCGUCACCAACACCAUCUCUUCCGCCGUCAACAACAGCAACCCCCCGCGACGACGCCCUCCGUCCGCGGCGACUCCCCCCAUCCGCGUCCCCCGCGCGCCCACCUCGGCCAUGCCUCCGCCCACCUGCAGUUCCAGACGCCUCCGUCUCAGGCAAUCCCCCAGCUCCAUCCGUCGUCCGGGCCCUUCGAGGCUUCAGACCGCGACCCCGUCUACCCCAAUGUCGCGGCGCAGGCGGCAGUCUUCUCCAUGUUUGGACGGGGCGUCCCUAAGGAGGAGGAGGAGAUGGGGGAGGACACGAUGAAUGGAUACCACAGGGACUUUGAUGUGGAUGUCGAGGGGAAUGUGGUCGAUGCGUCGGAAGAAGAGAUGGAAGGGAUGGUCGGGGACGAUAUAGAGGAAGAAGAGGAUUUUGUCGAGGAGGACGAGCCGAUGCAUGAUCGAGAAAAAUCACCCUCCCCCCUCCCAGCCAAUCUGCGCGAAAUCUCCUCCCUAGCAUCUUGGACGGUCUCAACACACAAACCCGGCUGCGGCGUAUCCGCACUGCGCAACCCCUCCCCCUCGCAAUACUGGCAGUCCGACGGGCCCCAACCCCACACCCUCACCCUACACUUCUUCAAGCUCGUCGCGGUGGUCAAAAUCCGCGUCUACCUCGACUUCGACAUGGACGAAAGCUACACACCCACAAAGAUGAACUUCCUAGCCGGCAUGGGCGGCAACGACCUCGUCGAGUUCGCAACCUGGGAAGGCGAAGGGCCCUGCGGCUGGGUCGACGUACCUCUCGAAGGCGUCGGUGGCCGCAGCGAAGGCUGGGUCCGGAAGAAGCGCCGACGUCGUCACCCAACAACCACCAAACCCCACAAAACAACAACAGACCACAACCGACGACACCGCGGCCCCACCUCCUCCAAAGCCUGGCCAGACUACAUAUUCUCCGACGCAGACAACCCCGUCGAAUACGACAUGGACGCCUACGAAGACGACGCGGACGAAACCGCCGACGAAGACGACGAAGACGACCCCUACGCAGGCAACGUCCUCAAAGCCAUGGUCCUACAGAUGCGCAUAAUGGAGAACCACCAGAACGGGAAAGACACGCACGUGCGUGGAUUUCAGGUCUUCGCCCGCGAUGACGACCGUCGGCGGAUGGGCAACGCCCCGUCUGCGUCUGCUGACGGCCGCGUGCGCAGGCAUAGUGCGCGCCGCUCGCUCAGAGGGAGUACCCAGGAUGAUGGGCUCGAUGGGCGGAGUGGUGGCGCUGAUGUUGAUCGGGGGAAGGUCUCUGGGUUGGAGGAGCCGGAGUGGAUGGGGGAGCCUGUUAUUCGGUAG
Molecule: messenger RNA, 1332 nt
Organism: Aspergillus campestris IBT 28561
Lineage: Eukaryota; Fungi; Ascomycota; Eurotiomycetes; Eurotiales; Aspergillaceae
Product: anaphase promoting complex subunit DOC1
Exons: 3
Coding region: 1-1332 (443 amino acids)
Biological process (GO): protein K11-linked ubiquitination; anaphase-promoting complex-dependent catabolic process
Cellular component (GO): anaphase-promoting complex
Source: RefSeq, a predicted model, not a curated record